GAGCCCGGGGCCGGCCUAGAGCGAGCCGAGGACGGCGACAGAUUGACAGGAAACGUCGACGAUGAUCUACGAUCUGAAAGAUGCGAUCUGCCGGGCCCGUCUCAGGGCUGAAUAAUGGGAUCCAGGACCCAGGGGUAAGUCUCAGGUCCACCACCACGAUUGGUCGCCGCCUGCCUGGGCUGCUGCCUCUACAUGCCGAACUAUGGACGAGAACGAAUGCUAGCCAUGAAUUAGUACCACGCCUUUAUCACUCUCUUGCUAGAAUUCAAGCCCACCAGGGCAGCAAAUCUUAUGACCCACUCCUUCCAAGAAAAGUAUGUUCCUGAAUGGAAUUGUGCAGUGGGCGACAAUGAAGGGGAGAGUACUUGAAUGCCGGACUCCCUAGGGGGGUCCGCAUGCUGUCACAGGUGAGC
Messenger RNA from Aspergillus vadensis CBS 113365, 413 nucleotides. RefSeq lists its product as uncharacterized. The record is from RefSeq and is a predicted model, not a curated record. Bases 81 to 326 code for a protein of 81 amino acids. Lineage: Eukaryota; Fungi; Ascomycota; Eurotiomycetes; Eurotiales; Aspergillaceae. The transcript has a single exon.